Sphaerodactylus townsendi is the source of this 1999-nucleotide messenger RNA. RefSeq names its product SET and MYND domain containing 2 (gene SMYD2). NCBI's taxonomy places the organism in Eukaryota, Metazoa, Chordata, Lepidosauria, Squamata, Sphaerodactylidae. The transcript has 10 exons. Gene Ontology annotation, cellular component: nucleus. Gene Ontology annotation, molecular function: protein binding. The coding region runs from base 165 to 1301 and encodes 378 amino acids. The record is from RefSeq and is a predicted model, not a curated record.
GCUUUUCCCAGGGAGCCGGCGGCGGCGGCUGCCCAUGCCCAUGUAAGUGCUGCGGGGUCUGGCUGGCUGGGGCCGGGCGCUGCGGGUGAGCGCACUCCAUUAAUAGCAACGGGAGAGGACGCCGCCGCUACAACGGAGCUCCUGAGACUGCAGCAAAAAGAGAAAUGCGCUCGGGGGACGACAGUUCCGAGUUGGGGCUGGAGCGGUUCCAAAGCCCGGGCAGGGGCAGGGGGCUGCGGGCUUUGCGCCGCUUCGUCGUGGGCGAGCUGAUCUUCUCCUGCCCGGCCUAUACCUGCGUGCUGACCGUCAACGAAAGAGGAAAUCACUGCGAGUGUUGCUUCGCCAGGAAAGAAGGAUUGUCCAAAUGUGGAAGAUGUAAGCAGGCGUUUUACUGCAACGUAGAAUGUCAGAUACAGCAACAGCAGCUGCUUCUCUCCCCACACCCUUUUCUCUCUGGGACUAGAAGUCUACAAAGAUUGCCAGCACCCCCUCAUUUCCCAGAUAUGGGUAUUUCUUUCUUUUUUCUCCCUCAGGUUAACUGUAAUGGCUUCACCAUUGAAGAUGAAGAACUUUCUCACUUGGGGUCUGCAAUAUUCCCUGAUGUGGCGCUUAUGAACCACAGUUGCUGCCCCAAUGUGAUUGUUACCUACAAAGGGAUUGUGGCUGAAGUGAGAGCGGUUCAGGAGAUUGAACCUGGAGAUGAGAUUUUUACCAGUUACAUUGACUUGUUGUAUCCCACAGAAGAUAGAAAUGAUCGGUUAAAAGACUCCUAUUUCUUUAACUGUGAUUGUAGGGAAUGCAUUACUAAAGAAAAGGACAAAGAUAAACUUGAAAUCCGCAAGGUGAAUGAGCCUCCAUCAGCAGAAGCUGUGCGAGAUAUGAUCAAAUAUGCCAGAAAUGUGAUUGAAGAAUUCAGGAGGGCCAAACAUUACAAAUCCCCAAGUGAACUGCUGGAGGUUUGUGAACAUAGCCUGGACAAGAUGGGCUGGGUGUUUGAAGAGAGCAAUGUGUACAUGCUGCACAUGAUGUAUCAGGCCAUGGGAGUCUGUCUCUACAUGCAAGACUGGGAAGGUGCUUUACGCUACGGGCAGAAGAUUAUCAAACCAUACAGUAAACAUUACCCUUUGUACUCCCUCAACGUGGCCUCCAUGUGGCUGAAGCUGGGGAGACUGUACAUGGGCCUGGAAAACAGAGUGGCUGGUGCAAAAGCUCUGAAAAAGGCAAUUGCUAUCAUGGAGAUAGCACAUGGGAAAGAUCAUCCAUACGUUAUAGAGAUCAAAAAGGAAUUAGAGGCCCACUGAGUCUUUGAAUCUAUGCAAUCCUUCAACCUUUCUUUAAAAGCCUUGCUAUGGAAACAUCGGGAGUGCUUUGAAAACUGACAUGGGAUAAAAGCUUUUCUGUAAAAUAAUUGGAAUGACAAACAUGUGGUGCACUUAGGCCUUGCCUCUUGCAUUCUCUGAGAUUUGUGAAGUAACUUGAGCCUUGACAAAUUAAUUUUUGAAUGUUUUUUUAAGAAGGAAAAUGCCACAGUUUCAUAUAUUUAACGCCUUUGAUCACGUGCAGAGCUGACCAGUUCUUGUUCCCUGCAGAUUUUAAUGUAUUAUGUAUCUUAGUCAGUUAAUUAAAUUGGGACAACCUUACUAAAGCCUGCUUGCUUGUUUGCCUCUUAGCUGAGUGCUAUUGUGAAAUUGCUUUUAGUUCCCAACAAAGUAGGACCUGUGCCCUAUUAGGGUUUUUUUUAAAAAAAAUAACUUUUGUUUGUGAGCACUUGUGAACUCUCAAGCCAACAUGUGGUAUGAACUUUGCUCUUGCUUACAGUAUGCCUCUCAAGUAUAAAAUCUCAGGUUGAUUGUCCAAUUUAUGUUAAGAGUGUCCCUGCAAAGCUAGUGAAUAUGCUGCCUCGUAGCCAAUGUAUGGAAUAUCUGUAUGUUUCUAGUGUGUUUAUGAACCUUCAGGAAUAAAAAAAACCCUUCAGGCUUGAGGGACUUUUCUCCCAUAA